Molecule: messenger RNA, 1448 nt
Organism: Lepisosteus oculatus (spotted gar)
Lineage: Eukaryota; Metazoa; Chordata; Actinopteri; Semionotiformes; Lepisosteidae
Source: RefSeq, a predicted model, not a curated record
GUACCACAUUAAGUUUAUCCUUUGUAGAAUAUGAAUUUUUAUAUUUUCUUAUUUAGUCAUUUUACAAAUCUAAACAUUUAAAGGAAUAUGUCAGAAUCUUUAAUAAGUGCACUAUCUCCAAUUUCGCAGAGAAAUAAAUUCAGGCAGAACAAUGUUAAAGCCAAAUCCACUGGAGAAUCUGAAACAUCAGCUGCAGCCAAAACAGCAGGUGACCAACAAGAGGACUGCAGAAGACAAAUCAAGACACAAAAUAGUGGCACUAAGCUCACUGGACCAGUCAUCCUAGAUUUAGGAACAGGCUACCUCAAAGCUGGCUUCGCUGGAGAAAAGAAACCUUUGUGCGUCAUCUCCAGUGUGAUAAAAAAGGUGAGGGAAUUCCCUGGAAACUGCAAGCAGAGCUUUGCAGGAAAACUUCUGGAAAAGCCAGAACAUGAUCUGAUUUAUCCACUGAAGAACGGUCUUGUGGAUGACUGGGAUACCUUGGAAGAACUUUGGAAACACGUCUCUGAGAAAGAACUGGGGAUUGCCACUGAGGACCACCCUGUCCUGGUGAGUGAACACCCUCUGACCCCUACCAGGAGUAGGGAGAAGAUGGCAGAGCUCAUGUUUGAGACCUUCAGCGUCCCUGCUGUGCACAUGGCCUACCAGCCUGCACUACUGCUCUACUCUUACGGCAAAACAAGUGGGCUUGUGCUCGAGAGUGGCCAUGGGGGCUCUUAUGUUGCUGCAGUGUACAACGGUUGUCACAGGCCAACCACAGCCUGUGUGGUGGACUACGGAGGACAGACCCUCAAUGCCCACUUGCUAAGGCUGCUCAAUGAGUCUGGGCAAGGGAUUCAGGACCAUUCUCUCAACAUUGUAGAGGAGAUUAAGGAGAAAUGUUGUUAUGUUGCUCGUGACAUUGAUUACGAGUUGUAUCUGCCAGAAAGCCGGUACAAGGUAGAGUAUGAGUUGCCUGAUGGACGUAUAAUAUUUGUUGGUAAGGAGAGGUUCACUUGCCCAGAAGCCUUGUUCCACCCUAACAAGAUGGGCUCUACCGAACCAGGACUGCCGACCCUGAUGAUGAACUGUAUCAACAAACAAGACAGGAGGACAAGGGGGGAGCUCCUAAGGAACAUUGUUAUUGGUGGGGGCUCGACCAUGUUCAUGGGUUUUCCCAAGCGCUUGACUCAGGAAUUAGGUAGGCUGUCUCUGAACAGUGAUGUGCUAAUAGAGGCAGGAUUCCAGAGAAAACACACAGUCUGGAUAGGGGGAUCUAUCUUGGCAUCUCUGAGGUCUUUCCAUCCUCUGUGGGUUCAGAAAAAGGAGUAUGAUGAGAAGGGGGUCUCUGCACUUCACAGGAAAUGUCUUUAAGAGAUUGUGUAAGAGCGACACUCUUCAUCUGUUUCAGGCUGUGUGAAAUCACUUCUCUCAAUUUUUCACUUAAAAUAAAGAAAUACAUUUCUGCA